AUGGACGCGCCGCUGGACGGACAGAAUUCCAUGCACUUUGCCCUCAUCUACCUCGAUGAGAGUGGCAAACUCCGCUUCGAAGCCUCACCUUCUAUCGCAAGCAACUGUCAAACAAUCUUGUCCCCAAACGUAACCGAUUCGUUCCUGCGAGCUGUGGCCCUUUCGAGCAAGGGUGGUUCACCGAAGCUUAUAGGCUCUCCAGGGUCGCAGUCAGAUGAUGCAAGAGGGAAGAGCCCGCUGUCGCCACAGUCACCAAACCAAGACUCGAGUCGCGGGUCAUCGAUGUUUCACGAUGGCAACCCACCCAAAAGAAAGCGGGUUUCUCACGAAUGUGUCGUGCCUAUGAGCAUUAAUUGCCACCAGAAAACCAUGCUUCCUGUACGGAAUCACGCUCUGUUACGGCGGUACUAUGAAAAAGCAUUCGAGAGCCUGCAGCAGAUCAAUUGCCGGAUCCUCGCCAAAGCAUACAUCAAGCUUGUGGAGCCUCGCAAGCAGGUCAACUUUCCUUACAAUGGCCGCAAGAUCAUCGCCGGGGCGUCUCAGCAGUUCGAUCCCGAGUUGACGAAGCCAGCAUGGUGGCCAUCAGGGGUCACUCAUCGUGAGCCUGAUCAUCUUCUCAAACCAGAGAGAAUUCGUCUGCUGGUGCAUAUUCUAUGUGAACUGCGAACCAGCCAUGCCAUUUGCGUCGAAAGGCUCAAGGAAGCCGACCAAUCAAUUAGACGUUCGAUCUCGCCCCAAGAACGCAUGCCGGUCUUGGAUGAAAUCUAUAGCGUGCGAGAGGAGGAGGAAAACUACCUCGAUGGCAGGACCGAUGGUCAAGCAGUCGUCUGCGUGUCCCGGGUACACCUACCCGACAUGGCCGAUGCUCACAGCAUGGGCUCGUCCUCGGGCAGCAUGCUGAAAUCGGACAUCAACCCCGUGUACAGGAGAGAAGUUCCUGACAUGGAAUCUCACACCUCCGUCUUCCCGACCAGCGGUGGCUCCCCGACAAGCGACACUGCAGAGAAACGAAGAAAAGAGAGCAGUAAGCUCAACCACAGCUUGCCGGCCACUUGGGACCACUGCGUUCAGCCCUCACUCCCGCCCCUGACCAACCCCAAGCGAGCCCGCGAGGGCGAGAGCUCAUACCCCGUGGACAUUUCGAAUCCCUCCAUGUUCCAUCAUGACACCCCUACCUCAGUCCCAUUGGACAGUCAGACCUUCCCGCUGAGGUAUUACAGCGAGCCACACCUCAAUCACCACCACAGCCAGUCACAACCGGCCCUUCCCGUGCUAGGACUCUCUGGAACAGAGUUGGGAGGGUGUCCUCAACCAUACUAUUUUAAUUAUUAG
Messenger RNA from Aspergillus melleus, 1332 nucleotides. Its product is annotated as DUF2841 domain-containing protein. NCBI's taxonomy places the organism in Eukaryota, Fungi, Ascomycota, Eurotiomycetes, Eurotiales, Aspergillaceae. The transcript is spliced from 5 exons. The coding region runs from base 1 to 1332 and encodes 443 amino acids. The record is from RefSeq and is a predicted model, not a curated record.